UUUUAUUAACGGACAGAUAUAUCCUUCCUUUAAAUUUCUAGGAACGCACACGGCAGCAGUAGCCGAGUUCCAAAUAAGGCGUCGCCUAACACAUUACGCCAUGGGGUUUUACCUACCUUGCAUUGCAUGCACCACUGCUUCUUGGCUCCAGUUCUGGAUGGACCAAGCGGCCGUCGGUGACCGAGCAUGCUUAGGUAUAACAACAGUACUGACAGAGAUCUUUCUGCUGGAGUUCAGCAAUCAAGGCAUGCCAAAGGUCAGUUAUAUGAAAGCUGCCGAGCUGUUCCUCAUCGUGUCGUUUGGUUUUAUCUUCUUGGCUCUGGUAGAGUCAGCCAUUGUGUACAAGACUACCCUCUGGUCAGUACUGAAAGAGAAGAAAAAUAAACGUGUAAAAAAGUUGAAAGAACAUGGCGAGACGCACGAGAACCACUCACCUCAAACAAUAUGUGAUGGUCACAGCCCUGUAACAUCUCCUACAAGACCAGGAAUUCCAGAACACGAUGCUUCCAGCUACGAACAAACAGUAAACAAGUCAACGGAGUACAUCUUCCAAGAAGUGGAGGGAUCCAAAGGCACUGGCCCCCCUGUAAAUCUGUCAACAUCAACUGUUCGCUCUAUCGCGGGUAAAUGGGGCCUCAUGAUAGACCGGGGGGCACGUCUGCUAUUUCCACUCGCCUACGGCGCCUUCAUUGUUACAUAUUUCAGUUUCUUCCAUUUUUAAAGGGGCACUGUCAGGACAAUUGUGCUGCAUUUUUUGUUCAAUUUGAGAAUCGGUACUUUCGAAAUGCAGCUGGAACGUCAAUAUGAAGAUAUUAGAGUGCGACUUCUUCGGCAAGGCCACCCAAACAAUUUUUUUUUUUUUUUUUGCAUUAUCACCAACAGCGUUUGCGUGUUAAAACAAAUGAAUUGUAGCUGUUGUUUGCCAACCAACUAGCUCAGAUCGAUAAUUUUAGGUCUUUUGCGAACAUCCAAGG
Messenger RNA from Orbicella faveolata, 974 nucleotides. Its product is annotated as gamma-aminobutyric acid receptor subunit alpha-5-like. The record is from RefSeq and is a predicted model, not a curated record. NCBI's taxonomy places the organism in Eukaryota, Metazoa, Cnidaria, Anthozoa, Scleractinia, Merulinidae. Gene Ontology annotation, biological process: monoatomic ion transmembrane transport. Gene Ontology annotation, molecular function: extracellular ligand-gated monoatomic ion channel activity; transmembrane signaling receptor activity. Gene Ontology annotation, cellular component: membrane.